AUGGGGUCCAAAGCAGGAUUCCGAGUACCGCAGCCUCCUCCGCCGCCGCCCCCCGCCGCCUCCCCCCGGGUCACUCACCACCACUAUCCUCAGCCGCAAACGAGCUUCCCCGGGCCUGUUUUCUCAGAAGAAUGGGCCCGGCCCAAUGAGGACUCAUAUUUUAGGGGAAAUUAUUUCUGGUUUCAUGCAUACUCUGCUUCUUACAAGACAUUGGCUGGUGGUUUUAGCAGAAACCCACGUGGGUCGUGGGUCGGGUCAUCGGCCUUCCGGGUUUUUCGGCGGCCGGAGUCGGCUAGAGCCGGCGAGCAAGUCGAAGCUGUAGCAUACACUGAUUAUGGUGAUGGUGAUGAUGAUGAGGAUGAUGAAAACCAGGGGCUGGAUUUUCCUGGUGGAAAAGUCGCAUUUACCCCCCAAAUGAAGUUCAUUUCUGAGUCCCUUGAAAAGAAGGUGCCCUGUUAUAGGGUUCUUGAUGAUGAUGGCUAUAUAAUUCCUGGCAGCACAUUUGAAAGGGUGGACAAAUCAACUGCGGUGAGGAUGUACAGAAGCAUGGUGACCCUUCAAAUAAUGGACAGUUUCUUUUACGAAGCACAAAGACAAGGAAGGCUCUCGUUUUACAUGACCUCAACCGGCGAGGAAGCCGUUAAUAUUGCAACGGCUGCUGCACUUUCGUCCGAUGAUGUUGUAUUACCUCAGUAUCGUGAGCCAGGAAUUCUGUUGUGGCGUGGUUUCACGCUAGAACAGUUUACAAACCAAUUGUUUGGAACCAAAUAUGGCAGUGACAAAGGCAGGCAAAUGCCGGUACAUUAUGGUUCCAAGCAGCACAAUUACUUAACCGUUUCAUCUCCCAUCGCAACACAGCUUCCUCAAGCUGCAGGGGUUGCUUAUUCCUUAAAAAUGGAUAACAAGGAGGCGUGUGUCGUGGCUUUUAUGGGUGACGGGUGCACGAGCGAGGGCGAUUUUCACGCGGGACUGAAUUUUGCAGCGGUUAUGGAAGCCCCGGUUAUAUUCGUGUGCCGUAACAAUGGCUAUGCCAUAAGCACCCCAACAUCCGAACAAUUUCGAAGUAUAGUUUCCACCCCAACAUCCGAACAAUUCCGAAGUGAUGGUGUGGUUGUUAAGGGACAAGCGUACGGAAUUCGUAGCAUCCGAGUUGAUGGAAACGACACUCUUGCUGUCUACAGUGCGAUUCGUGUGGCUCGGGAAAUGACCAUUCGAGAACACAAACCGGUACUAGUCGAGGCCCUCACUUACCGAGUGGGCCACCACUCGACAUCCGAUGAUUCAACCAAAUAUAGACCGUCUAACGAGAUAGACCACUGGAAAACAGCUCGGAACCCGACUAACAGAUUCAGAAAAUGGGUUCAGAGAAACGGGUGGUGGACUGACGAGGAUGAAAACGAGCUUCGUUCGAGCACAAGAAAACAGGUGUUGAGCGCGAUUCACGAGGCGGGUAAAAUCGAGAAGCCUUCGCUCGAGGAAUUGUUUACGGACGUUUAUGAUCGUGUGCCGUCGAAUUUACACGAACAAGAGAAAUCGCUUAGAGAAUUUGUUGUGAAAAACAAGCAGGAUUACCCUGUUGAUGUGCCCUUGUAG
Messenger RNA from Striga hermonthica, 1593 nucleotides. The record is from the annotation of a GenBank genome assembly. Lineage: Eukaryota; Viridiplantae; Streptophyta; Magnoliopsida; Lamiales; Orobanchaceae.